UGUCUGAAUUAAUUUACUUCACACGCAGCACUUUUAACGCUAUUUUUUAUCAAUUUUUUCACAUUUAACAACGCAUCUGACAGCCAGUUUGUCUGGUACUCGAAGCGUUCACCUUUGGCUGACAUUUCUAUCUGGAAGUGUCAUAAAGAUCAUUCGUAAACAAGUUGACAGAAUCUUUAUGGUUGUGCCAGUAACCUGACGUAGGGAAUUCUCGUUGAAUGUUGAUUUUGCGUGCUGUACACCAUACCACCGUCACUUGUGAAUUUGUUUAAUAAGUAUGAGCGAACUAACCUCACGCUGACUUAUGUCAGACGCUUGGUCGCGGUCGAAGCGUUUGUCAUGCCUUGCUUGUCGAACAUUACGAGAUGAUAGUCAUUGGAUUGAUUCUCACGAGCACAACAAUUACAAAACUUCAAUCAACGCAACGAUCAUGGAUGAAUGAUGUACGCUUUUGUUGUCUUUUCUCGAAAAUAAAUAGAGAAUACAAAUGUCACUUCAACUCCACUGUCAUAACUCGCAUGCAGUACUGCUCGCACGCACUUCAUCGAACGGUAAAGGGGAAUCGUAUUUCACUUUGAAGGCAGGCUAAACAUGAUAAACACUCGAAAUUUGCCGUUGCCUAUCACUCGAAAAUCUCAUUGAUCGAUGAAUUUCGAGACUCGACAAAUCCAUGGACGUGAGGAGACUUGUCGCCUGCUCGUUGCAGGUAUGUAGAGUGGUAUGUAAUGUUUUGCGAAAACAUUUAGGUUAGGGCGUUUAUUUUUCGAAUCGAAAAAGAUUCAACGUGAAACUGUAAUGUCAUGUGGUGAUUCUCGUGAGGUGUUAAUGGGUAAUAAGUGUCAGUAAACAAUAAUGGUCUAUGUAUGUGGUGCCUAAUUUCUUUCAAAACAUUCAAGAAGUUUUCGUGGACGUCGUUUAGAUUUGAUUCCGGGAACAAGAGAGAAAAAGAGUGUGUGAAGGUUACCUGUGAUAAGAUUUUAUUGACAAUUACCUUAUCACUUUUAUAAUUAUCCACUAGGCUCGAAUUAAUCGAUAAAAAAACUAAUAAACAAGUACGGUACAGUAUCUGUUAGGAAGUUUGCACUAUGGCAGCUGGCGAAGCUAAUACAUACUACCUUUCCGGAGAGGAGACUAAUUGGAGAAAAAAUAUUGUAACUCAACUACGGGACAGGAAUAGAUCUGAAACUUAUUGCUUCUAUGAUCUCAUAAGCCUACAUAAUCGUCUUCUCGAAAGUUCAAAUAUGCUUCGAAUGGAAAACUAUCAACUAUCAAUAGCGAAUGAGAAGCUUAGAUGUGAAGUAGGAUCUGGAGGUUUUGGAGGAAAUUCAACAUUGGAAGCUCGACUUCUUGCUCAUGCAGAAGAACUAGCAACUUUGCAUAAAAGACGAGGAGAACACACUCAGCAGAUUGUUGAUCUUAACAUCAAGCUUCAAGAAUUGAAAAAAGAGUUGCAAACUAAAGAAGCAAGUAUUGCAGAACAUUUGGAAGUGAAUGCUGGUUUACGUACUGAAAUUACACGAUGCGUCAGCAGAGAACGAGAAUUGGAAAAUGUAAAUCAAAUGCUUAAAGAUGAGCACCAAGCUUUGCAGCUUGCCUUUGCCGCACUCGAGGACAAACUUAGGAAAGCGCAGGAGGAAAAUCGCCAAUUAGUUGAGCGUUUGAUCAGAUAUAAAGCCAAGGAUGCGGACAAGAUGAAUGAAGAGAAUGACAACUUUUUGAAAAAAAGACAAGCUAAAAUGCAGAAGGAACUGGAAGACGCGGCGAGAGAUACUCGUGGAAUUAGUCCAGAUCGAACAAGUUUGAAGGAGGGACCAGUCGGCCUUUCGUCAUCGCUACCCACCCAAGUCUCUUCCAAGUUUGACGCUCACGACGGCGAAGUGAACGCUGUGAAAUGGUCUCCCGUGGAUCGACUCGUAGCGACUGGAGGAGCUGACAGAAAAGUCAAACUUUGGGACGUAUCCAAGGGGACAUGCGACAGUAAAGGUAUGCUGGUUGGAAGCAACGCCGGCGUUAUGUCGGUGGAUUUUGAUUCGACUGGAACUCACAUCUUAGGAGCGUCGAACGACUACGCGAGCCGGGUUUGGACCGUCAGCGAUCUUCGUCUGAGGCACACAUUAACGGGACAUAGUAAUAAAGUAAUGGCCGCCAAAUUCAUGGGUGAACCGUCCAAAGUUGUCACUGGGAGUCACGAUCGUACUUUGAAAAUUUGGGAUCUGCGCAGCAGAGCGUGUAUAGAGACGAAAUUCGCCGGUUCAAGCUGCAACGACCUGGUCAUAUCGGACGGUUCGGGAUCGACGAUAAUCAGUGGGCACUUUGACAAGACAAUAAGGUUUUGGGACACCCGAGCGGAGUCGAGUUCCAACAACAUCGUGCUUCAAGGGAAAGUGACAUCGCUGGAUCUAUCGCGAGAUGCCCAUUAUUUGUUGAGCUGCGUUCGAGACGAUACGCUUAAAUUACUGGACUUACGAAUGAAUCAAAUAAUUGGUUCCUUCAGCGCCGAGGGUUUCAAAGUUGGCUGUGAUUGGGCACGAGCAACCUUCAGUCCAGACGGCCAGUACAUCGCGGUUGGAUCGUCAAACGGAUCUGUAUUUAUCUGGUCGAUCAGCAACAACAAAGUGGAAUCCGUACUCAAGGAUCACACAUCGGCGGUGACAGCGGUCGCGUGGCAUCCUCAGGGAACGUAUCUCGCCUCGGUAGACAGGACGAAGCAGGCGACUAUUUGGGGCGAUGUCUGACACGAAUCUUUGGCCUGAACAAAAGAGAGAGGUGGAAAUACCGAGGAGCGACAGAGUCGAACGUCUACCGAAAGUCGAGGGGUGUAAGGGGAAGACUGUUAUAUUUUUACAAAAGAAAUAUUAUCUUGGAAAAGAAAAUUACCUCAGGCUCACCUUUUAUUCAGCCAACAAAAUAUAAGUUGGGCGUUGGGUCGAUUUUUGUUGGAAAAAAAAAAAAAAAAAAAAUUGUGCCAGCCGCCUCGA
Messenger RNA from Athalia rosae (coleseed sawfly), 2978 nucleotides. RefSeq names its product autophagy-related protein 16-1 (gene Atg16). Lineage: Eukaryota; Metazoa; Arthropoda; Insecta; Hymenoptera; Athaliidae. Gene Ontology annotation, molecular function: protein binding. Bases 1086 to 2735 code for a protein of 549 amino acids. The record is from RefSeq and is a predicted model, not a curated record. Gene Ontology annotation, cellular component: autophagosome membrane. Gene Ontology annotation, biological process: autophagosome assembly. The transcript has 12 exons.